GGACUAGGGUAUCUUUAUUAUUAGCCACAUAUCGUCUGUGGUCAACUUAAUCAUCGCAUCCACACACAGCUGAGUAUUUACUUUUGAUUACAUAAGAAUGCUGUCAUAUUAUGAAAUUUAUUUAUGUAUCCGAAAAUGCUGUGUUUUAAUUGUUACUUGAGGAUUUUCCGGAACGUUUGUAGAAUGCUGGUCAAUGCUGCCGUGCUAGCCAAAACUAACUAUCACGCUAUCGGCUUCGGCGUAACAUCUCUGGUGGAGGUUGGACGUCGCCUUCCUGUGUGCUUACAACAUUUACAGACAUUGAAGUUGUGUUGAGAUCUCGUCGCUAAAAUGGGUGAACGAAAAGGAACAAACAAAUACUACCCUCCGGACUUCAAUCCAGCCAAGCAUGGGUCCCUCAAUGGCUACCAUAAAACCCACGCUCUUCGCGAGCGAGCCAGGAAGCUGUCGCAGGGCAUUCUCAUCAUCAGGUUUGAGAUGCCGUAUAACAUCUGGUGUGACGGCUGCAAAAACCACAUUGGCAUGGGGGUGCGUUAUAAUGCGGAGAAGAAGAAAGUGGGCAACUACUUCACCACGCCCAUCUACAGGUUCCGGAUGAAGUGCCAUCUGUGCAUCAACUACAUUGAGAUGCAGACGGACCCGGCGGCGUGCGACUACGUCAUUGUGAGCGGCGCCAGUAGGAAGGAGGAGCGCUGGGACAUGGCGGAAAAUGAGCAGAUCCUCACCACAGAGCGCGAAGAAAAGGAGAAGCUGGAGACUGAUGCCAUGUUCAAGCUGGACCACGGUGGGAAGGACAAAGAGAAGCUUACCAAGGCGCUCCCCUCGCUGGUGGAGCUUCAGGACUACCAAGCAGGCUGGAAGGAUGACUUUCAGCUCAACAGCGCCCUCCGCAGGAAGUUCAGAACAGAGAAGAAGGUGAUAGCGGAAAAGGAGGAAAAGGACGACGCGGUGAGGGCGAGGACCAACCUGUCCAUCCCGCUGCUUCCCGAGAGGGACGAGGACAAGAGGUUGGCGGCUCUGCUCAGCUACCAGACGCCAGACUCCUAUGAGGACAGGCAGCGCUGCAAACGCAAGGAGAUCUCCUCACGCUCGUGGUUCAUCUCCCCUCCGGCCACACCAGGGGGCGCCGCUGGGGGUCUGCUCCACAAACUGGGCCUGCAAGGGAAAGAGGCAGCAAUGGCCAAAGCGCUGAGCCCCUCCCAGCUCAUCCGCAAGCCCUGCGCCACGCUCGCCCGCAGGAAGUCCGACCCCGGGGACGGGUCACAGGCGAGUCAAGGGCAGGGAGUAAGUGAGAUGAGCAGCACCACUGAGGAAGAACGUGAGGCGGUCCCAAGAACUCAGGACUGUGAGAAGACACAGAAGGACACCAGUUUCGGGAGUUUGGGCUCGCUGGUGCCGAACUACAGCGACUCAGACUCAGACCACGGACACUGAGAAGAAUCAAACAGACUUUUUGUAGGCUGACCUCGUUAUUUAAUGCUGGAAUGACAGACUGAAACGGAUGACGUCUCCAUGUGACUUCAGAAUGUACUGCUGGAGUCUGCUUGCGACACCGCGACUCUAACAGGACAUCCACUCCGUAUCUAUUGAUUUUCUCUCGCAAACACAAGCUGAUUCCACAUAACUGCUGGGAAGCUAGCUCGGUGGUACUUUCAGAACAGUUACAGUAUGUUAUGAAGUGGAACUGCUCACUUUUAAGAAAGUCUGAAGUUUGGAUUGACUGAAUGUUGGAAUCAACUUUCAAGUGGAAAAGCUGCAUCAUGAAAGCUCAUUCAGUGGUGUAAUGUGCCUCAUAUAGAGGACACAGAUAAUCCCUUGGGAACAUCGCAGAAUACAAUUUAAGAUCAACUUCCUCAGAGUCCUAUAAAUUAUUUUUUUUUGCAAUAAAUGAAACAUGUAUUGAAGUAUUUCCAGCAGGUUAAAAUAGUACAAAUGCCAGAUUGUUGUUUUUUUUAAUAUGGGUAUGAGGAUUAUAAAGUAAAGUUACACUAAGUUACAAAUAUUUAUUUUUGUUGAAUGCACCUGUCAACAGCAUCCCUUUGCGUCCUUUUGAAGGAUGACGGCUACAUUUUUACGAUGAACUACUCGUUUGUGUACUGAAAAUAAGCAAUCAACAUUUUUUUGGUAAAAAUCCAAGAUCCACAAUUUUCACCCCACGUCAACUCAGUUUAAAAAACAACCACAAAAACAGCUGUUUAUUUAGUGGUGAAAAUAGGUGAUAAAAUGUUCAACUAAUUUUCAAUGUUGGUAUAACAUGAAGCUAGAUAGCUCCAGUUUAGUACAUGGGAAUAGGAAAUAGUAAUACAUUAAUCCCUCAUUGAGUGCUGUUAAUUGGUUCCAGACCCGAGCGUGAUAGGUGAAUUUCUGUGAAGUAGGAUUCCUUAAUUAUAAAUGGAAUAUUUUCAUAAUGAAAGCAUAGAAAACCUGUUUACGACCUUCUAAAGACGGGUUUAAACAUUAUUAGAGCAUAUCAUUACGUCUUUGAAUGCGUCUUCUGAAGCCCUUAUAUUUGUGUUUUACUUCAUUUAACCAUUUUACGCUUGAAAAUGCUUAAUUUAGGCAAAAACAUUUAAAAUUUGCUUAAUUAUGCCUAUUUUUUGAAGACUAAUAGGCUGUAUUCAACCAUGAAACAGCAUGUUUUAUUAAUACAUUUUUGAAAAAACAUUAUUAUUAUUGUAGUCUGUUCCAGGGUCAAACUGUGGCCAUCAUAACAUCUUAAUAACUGUUUUAGGUCACAUUUUAUACAAGUGUAAAACAAGUUAAUCAAAACUUAUGGAAUAAAAAUGAUGCUUUCAACCAAAAUGCAAAUGACGGUCAGUGACAACGGUUUGCAAAGCAAAGUCCAGUUUUGUUGACCAAAUAUUCCCCUAUGAACUUCAGCCUUUGUGGAGUUUCCCAUUGCAACACAUUCCCUCCUUUGAAAGUUGGGUAGUUUGACAAACUGCUGUCUCUUCUUGUGUCAUAUGACGUGAGAGGGGGCGGAGACAAGGUUUGCUAUAGCUGCUGACGUCCCUUCGAGGGCACCCACAGUCCACUCAAGUCGACAUGGCUGGACGGAUUCUGCGACUAUUCUUACUUCUGUGUUUGCUGUGUGUGGCCAGCGGAGGGCUGAAGUCGAAAUUG
Messenger RNA from Dunckerocampus dactyliophorus (ringed pipefish), 3123 nucleotides. RefSeq names its product YJU2 splicing factor homolog B (gene yju2b). Gene Ontology annotation, cellular component: post-mRNA release spliceosomal complex; U2-type spliceosomal complex. Gene Ontology annotation, biological process: mRNA splicing, via spliceosome. Lineage: Eukaryota; Metazoa; Chordata; Actinopteri; Syngnathiformes; Syngnathidae. The transcript has 10 exons. The record is from RefSeq and is a predicted model, not a curated record. The coding region runs from base 331 to 1434 and encodes 367 amino acids.